ACAAAACAUAAAAGGGAAAAUUGUGAUUGAAAAUUUUCAAUCAAGAAUGACAGAAACAUUUUAUAGCAUUUCUUACUUUUAUAGUCAUUCCUUUCCAUCGGAUGUCAUGAAGCAUUUUAUUUUAAUUUACUCUUUAAUGGGCCUCCUGCGACAAGCACUUAACUCAGGUAUAUCGGGGAACAACGAUGAAGUUGAACAUUAUAACAAGAAUCAUCAGUCAGUAAAAGCUAGAGAUAGAGCUGAAGAUGUUUUUUUUUAUAAAGAAAAUAAAAAUAAAAAACCUAGAUACGAAUAUCCUAAAUCACCACAGGUGCAGGUGUCUAAAGAAAGUAUCGUUGUUCAUUUGAAUAAUAACAAUAAUGUAAAUAAAGCAAGCGAUGAGUAUGCCCCACUAGAUUAUUCUAAUGAAGAUUUGAAGUCAGAUCAGUACAAAGAUAAUCUUGCCGAUGACCAUCAGAAUAAUUAUUUUGAUAACAACGAAAGUGUCGAAGAUUCGUCAGUAGGUAUUCCCGAUAACGAUCAACAGGCAAAUGAUCCAGAUAAAAAAGAGAUUUCGAAAAUUUUUGAAAGGUUCGUGGAAGAAAUGAAGGCUGGGGACACAGCAGAUCUUCUUGGAUAUAAUAAACACAUAGAUCAAGCUCCGACCUACACGGACUUGGGACGCAGAUUCGUACCCCAGUACAAAUACAGUGAGGUAUACAAAGAGACGGCCGCUGAGCACAAUGAUGAUCUAAUACCGGAGAAGGCGCCUCCUGAACUGGUGUUGGUGGUUGCAAAGGAAUCCGCAUUGUUGGGACCGGACAAAGAAAAUGAUUUAGGAGAUAUUGAUCAGAAGAAAAUAUUGAGAUCAGGGAAUUACUGGAACGCUGUUUGGAAAGAAGACGUUAACGUCAAAUCUCCAUUGCGAUCAGCUCCUGAGAAGAAAGUAUUGGGAUCAAUUAAAGCGAAAAUUAAACCAGGAACCGAAUUUUACAAGGUGGUGUCUCGAAUGAAGAAAAUGUCACCGCGACUGCUCUAUAUUAUUAAUAAAAAACUUCAUUGAA
Molecule: messenger RNA, 1043 nt
Organism: Spodoptera frugiperda (fall armyworm)
Lineage: Eukaryota; Metazoa; Arthropoda; Insecta; Lepidoptera; Noctuidae
Exons: 7
Coding region: 47-1042 (331 amino acids)
Source: RefSeq, a predicted model, not a curated record